UGAAGGGGGCAGCAAGACGGACUCGCUGGAUUAAGCACAUCAUGGGCGACACUGGAUCUAAUAAAUCUGUCAGGACGUUAUCACUUCGGGUUUUUAUCUUCUGCUUGGCUUUGCUUCGGAGUCCCGUUCAAGGUGAACAUCGGCUGAUCGUGUCGUCCCGUCUGGUCUCGGCCGCCCCCGGAGACGACGUCCUGCUGCCGUGCCGCCUGGAGCCCCAGCUGGACCUGCAGGGCCGGACGGUGGAGUGGUCCAGGAUCCAGGAGGCACUCGGGCCCAGGACCUACGUGCACCUGUACAGGAACGGGAGGGAGAUGCGCCAGAUCAUGACGCCGUCCUACGUGGGCCGGACGUCGCUGUCCCAGGACGGCCUGGGCCGCGGGGACGUGUCUCUCACCAUCAGGGCCGUGAGCACCGACGACAGCGGCACCUUCAGGUGUUUCAUCCCCUACCUGAACCAAGCGGCCAGCGUCCGGCUCGUUGUCGACCCGAUCUUUGUCAGAACCCAGACGACGGGAACGCCGCGGCCUCCAGGCGACGUUUCAACUCCACGUCCAGGAGACGAGACGCUCCCUGACGGUCUGCGGUCCAGACUCCCCGUCUGGAUCUCGUGUGCAGCGCUCGUCUUCGUCGUGGCUCUUUCUGCCGCCGGCGCUGGUCUGGUGAGAAACCGCCGGGGGAACCAGGAGGAGAAACUAAACUGUGAAGCUGGAGGACGAGUCUCUUCUGAAACAUGUUGUGCAGGAUGCUGCAGCCGGCGCUGGCCGGAUCUCGUCUGCCGAGCCUUCACGACAUCCUGGCGUAAACACGACCCCGCCACGUCAGACGGAGACGCUCUCUCCUCGGACGGGGCGUUGACGACGUCAGCCCUCCUGGACCGGCCAUCGGGCCACGUUUGACUUUCUGAGACUAUUAUUGAUAUUAUAGAUGCAACAUGAAUAAAACUGAACUGAAACAGAAAACCACCUUCCUCUGGGUGGAACCCCGAGAGAGAGCGAUGAGACGGAGUCGGCAGCUGCUGGAGGACUUGGAGAAACCAGAAAACCACGCUCUGUUGGGCGUGAACACACCUCAACCUUCAACCUUCAACCUUCAACCUUCACCCGCCUCCAGGCUGCAGCUGCUGGUUCUGAAUGUUUUACUAAGGCCACGUUUACACAUAGCCGGGUAUUUACAAAAACAGAUAUUUCCCCCUCUACGUUUUGAAAAAUCCCAUCAUUUCCAGGAACCUGCAUAAAUAGCUGUUAAGGUGCUAUGAUCAUCCAAACCUACAGGGGGCAGUGUAACGAGAAGAUAAAGUCAUGCUAGCCAAUCAGAAUCCUGGAAAAAAACAUCAACAAAUGACACGAGUAACUUCCAGUUACUUCCAAGAUGAACGAGAGUCUUUGGUUUGGAGUGACAGAGAAGUGGAGUUACUUCUCAACAUUUUGACUUUUUUCUCGACAUUUCGUCUUUUUUCACAAAAUUUCGACUUUUUUCACAAAAUUUAGAUUUUUUUUUUUAAAUUUCGACUUUUUUCUCAACAUUGCAUCUUUUUCUCUGCCACCUACCCCCCCUUUUUUCUCGACAUUUCAUCUUUUUUCACAAAUUUCGACUUUUUUUCUAAAUUUCGACUUUUUUCUCAAAAUUUCCCCCUCUACGUUUUGAAAAAUCCCAUAAUUUCCAGGAAGACUGCAACGGACAAUCAGGUCUGCAGAGAGGAUAGUUGGGACUAACCUCCCAUCUAUCGACGUCCUGUACCGGUCCAGGACCAGGAAACGGGCAGGUAGCAUCUCUGCUGACCCCUCACACCCAGGACCAGGUCCUGGUCCAGGUCCAGGACCUGGACCAGGACCAGGACCAAACCCCUCACACCCGGGACACAGUCUGUUCCAACUCCUCCCCUCUGGACGGCGCUACAGAGCUCUGUGCGUCAGAACCUCCAGACACAGGGACAGUUUCUUCCUGCAAGCGGUUGCUCUGAUGAACUCCCUCAACUAACAGUCUCAGAGUAACCAAACACGUGCAAAAAAAUAAAUAAAUAAAUAAAUAAAUCAUCUAGCACCCUCUUUAAUAAUCAUGUCUGCCUCACUCUGCUGCACCUCUCACUUUGUAUUUCUUUUGUAUAAUUUUUUUUUUCUUGUAUUUUUUGUAUAAUUUGUCUGUUAAAAUUGUAAAUAGGUUAUACUUAUUCUUAUUUUUAUUCAGAACUGUCCUUCUCACUACCUCAAACUGCUGCACCUUUAAAAUGUUUAUACUGUACAUAGAAAUACCACAUUUGUUUAUUGUUUAUUUUUAAUACCAAAGAGCGAAAUUACCGGAGUAAAUUCCUUGUUGGACAAUGUUCGAACCUGGCCAAUAAAGCUGAUGCUGAUUCUGAUUCUGAUGAGCAUACAAACCUACAGGGGGCAGUGUAACGAGAAGAUAAAGUCAUGCUAGCCAAUCAGAAUCCUGGACAUUUCGACUUUUUUCUCGACAUUUUGACUUUUUUCACAAAAUUUCGUCUUUUUUCCACAAAAUUUUGUCUUUUUUCUCAAAAUUUCGCUACCUCUGAAGAAGUAGUUUUCCUGCUUCCAGCUGCAUUUAAAGGGUCUGAAUGUUUCUCAUUUUCAUAUUUAUUCCUGUUCUGUGACACUGAUGUUUAUAAAGUAAAGUGAAGUUAAUAAACCUGUUGCUCUGAUGAACUCUCAUCACUCUUAGUCUCAGAGUAAUCAAUCACUGUCCAAUAAUAAUAAUUAUGACACAAUCAUAUGCUGUAACACUGCACCUUCCAAUAACCAUGUCUACCUCAUUCUGCUGCACCUUUAACUUUUUAAAAAUGGUAUAUAUGUUAAUAAGAGCUGUCAUUUGUCUAUUACAUAUUUACUGCACAGUGAGCGAGAAUAAGAGUUAAAUUCCAUGUCUU
Molecule: messenger RNA, 2881 nt
Organism: Cololabis saira (Pacific saury)
Lineage: Eukaryota; Metazoa; Chordata; Actinopteri; Beloniformes; Belonidae
Exons: 6
Coding region: 42-896 (284 amino acids)
Source: RefSeq, a predicted model, not a curated record